Neolamprologus brichardi is the source of this 831-nucleotide messenger RNA. RefSeq lists its product as uncharacterized. The record is from RefSeq and is a predicted model, not a curated record. NCBI's taxonomy places the organism in Eukaryota, Metazoa, Chordata, Actinopteri, Cichliformes, Cichlidae.
AUGACCUUCAGUCGCGACUUCCUGUCUAUACACAGGUCGCAUCAACUUUUAAAGUCGAUCUGGGAGAUAAGCUGCCUCUGCCUUCCUGGUUUAGUCACAAAAGGGGUGCACCCGGCCUCCAAAGGAUGGCUACGCAGGUUUUUACUGCUGAAGCUGGUGACGGUGCUGCUGUUCCCCCAUGGGGUGGGCCUCCCCCUGCUCCUGGGCUGUGUAUUCAGCCUGCGUGCUCUGUUGCUCCUGCGCUCCCCUCACAUCUCCACCAAGCCCUCCACUGUCCUCCUGAGCCAACUGGCUCACUCAGAUAGCCUGGUGCUGCUGCACUGGGCGAUUCGGCUGGGAGCGACCCUGGGCAAGUGGAUGGAGGAGGCGGGCUGGAAGGCGGAGGUGAGUUUUAUGAAGGACGGGAAAUUGGUUUGGUGGAGAGAGGCCGCAAAAGUGCUCUGUCAUCAGCUGCUUGAUGCACAUCAGCUGGCCUCUCUGCUGCUGUUGGGUCUGCUGGGACUCGAGGCCAUGCUGGUGUCACGCUGGCCUCAGCAGACUCGGAGAUUCAGGACUUCUCGCUGGGCGCAGCUCAGCUGCCGUCUGGCCUGGAUGCUUGUGCUGCUGGAACUCACGUCUUUGCUACACUGCAAAACAUUGCAGGACUUCAGACUUCAGACGUACCCCUCAGCAUUUCAGGAUGCUCAGAUUUCCCCUCCUGGCAUCGUGCUUCCCCCCUCCCUGCCUACUUUCUCAUGUUAUCUGAGGAAGAUGUUAUGGCUGGUGAAUUUAUGGCUGCAUUACACCAUCUUCUAUGGUCAACCACAGAGGAAAAAGAGUUCUUAUCAUUAG